AUGGUGUCUUUGUCCUUCACGGCGGCAGUGAGGACUUUUGUCCUCCUGCUCGCCGUCAAUGGCGCCAGGGCCUCACCAGGAUUCAAAAGUUCCGCCUGGCCAAGGUCUGGCUACAACCCCUGCCCUGAGCGAUGUGCCAUCUCCGGCCCCAAACAAGGAAACUGGUCUGUUUACCCCGACUUCCGGCAGAUCAAGAAAUGCAAAGAGGCCAUGUUCUACAGCUUCGGUCUGUACGACCCCGUUGAUGACCGGGAUAUGAAGCACAAGAUUCAUGCUUGCUCGUCCUUUGGUCCUGACUUCUCCACAAUCCCCGCUUCGAACGUCCGGGUUGCUUCCGGGGAAGCCAUCGAUGUUGAGUUCGAGGUGGGCUGGUGGCAGGAAGGGUUUGGCCUUGCAACUUCGGGGCUCCGGUCCCUUGUCAAGCAGAUCCGCCAGUAUGCUGAUAAUGGGCAUGGGGCCACUGAUAGGCCCUUCAUCAUCUAUGGCCAGUCUGGUCAGGCUACUAUCGGUCUCUAUAUUGGCCAGGGUCUGCUGAAUCAAGGCCUCUCGCAAUCGGCCUUAAAGAUGUUUCAAGACAACCUGGGAAAUUUUACCGACACAUCGCCGAGCUUGGCCAUGCAGCUCUGUGAGAAAAACUAUGACAGCGCCCACAUCUUCGGCAUCGUUGGUUCUAGCGACGGACAGUUUACUUCUAUCCAGAAUCGUCUCCAAUCUUGGGCCAAUGGAACGUGCUUGUCGUUCGAGGAGUCUACAAGACUUCCUGGCUCAGCUACCUUCACCACACCACCCAUACAGUCAAAUCGCACCGUCUCCAGUGCCGAAGUCAGCCCAACUUCCGUGGCCACAAAACUUGGUGCCCGUGCUGAAUGCCGCACGAUUCAGGCUGAAUUCGGCACUGCCUGCCCUGAGCUGGCUGUCAUGUGCGGUAUUUCUGCGGCAGACUUUACCAAGUACAACCCAGGGUCUACCUUCUGCUCUGACGGAAGCCCAAGCAGCACGUUUGCUGUUCCGCGGGAACCCUUCCCGAUUUCAGCCCUGACCAAAACGAUGAUGGUUCAUGCUUUUCAAUAUAGUAUCACCAAGGAAGAGAUCCAAGAAUUCAACAAAAACACCUGGGGUUGGAGCAAUUGUGACCCUCUCUUUGCGAAGUCAAUCAUUUGCCUCAGCAAAGGCACUCCGCCGUUCCCUGCCGAGAUCGCAAACGCACAAUGUGGUCCUCAGAAGCCAGGCUCAAAGUCGCCAACCGAUGGCUCCAACAUCACUGACCUCAACCCCUGUCCGCUGAACGCUUGCUGCAACAUUUGGGGGCAAUGCGGGAUCACCAAUGACUUUUGUAUCGACACCAACACCGGUGCCCCAGGAACUGCGAAGAAGGACACCUUCGGCUGCAUCUCCAACUGUGGAACCGAUAUUGAUGCCCUUCAGAUCGACAGCUCCAAGUUUACACACAUUCACUUUGGCUUCGGCACAUUGACGCCUUCCUUUGAUGUCGAGACGGGUGAUAUACGUUCUACCUACAACUUUGGUGAAUUCAAGAAGAUCAAAGACGCAAAGAGGAUGUUGUCAUUUGGUGGCUGGGACUUCUCUACCAUGCCUGACACCUACCAGAUCUUCCGCGACGGAGUCAAGCCCGCGAACCGGCUGUCAAUGGCCCAGAAGAUUGCAGCUUUCAUCAAGGACAAUGACCUUGACGGCGUCGACAUUGACUGGGAGUAUCCCGGCGCUCCUGAUCUCCCAGAUUUCGACCCCGGAACCGAGGAAGAUGGUCCCAAUUACCUCGCUUUCCUUGCCGUUCUCAAGAACCUGUUGCCUGGCAAAACCGUCUCUAUCGCAGCACCUGCCUCGUACUGGUACCUGAAACAGUUUCCCAUCGCGCAAAUCGGCAAACUUGUGGAUUAUAUCGUCUUCAUGACCUAUGAUCUCCACGGUCAGUGGGAUGCCAACAACGGCUAUUCUCAGGAGGGAUGCGAUGACGGCAAUUGUCUGCGCAGUCAGGUCAACCUCACAGAGACUAAGCAGUCAUUGGCCAUGAUUACCAAGGCAGGGGUCCCCAGAAACAAGGUCAUCGUCGGUGUGACCAGCUACGGGCGAAGCUUCAAAAUGGCCGAAGAAGGAUGCUACGGUCCCAACUGCGCGUUCGUCGGUGACCGAUUGAAUUCACAGGCGAAGCCGGGCAGAUGCACGGACACAGCUGGGUACAUCUCCGACGCCGAGAUCAAAGAGAUCUUGAACAGUCCAAAGCGAGCAGUUACCGAAUCAUUUGUCGAUCCUAGCAGCAACAGUGACAUCCUCAUCUAUGAUGGCACGGAGUAUGUUUCCUACAUGGGCUCCGCUAUCAAGGCGACGCGUGCUACUCUCUAUUCAUCAUGGGGUCUGGGAGGCCUCACUGACUGGGCCACUGAUCUUCAGGACUACAAUGAUCCCCCUCUUCCGGCAAAGUCUUGGGACGACGUCUUCAAGCUGAUUGACAACGGGGAGAACCCCAAGGCGGAUCACACGCGAACUGGAAACUGGACCGACUUGGAUUGCAUGCACGAAAUGAUUGUCGAUGCGAAUCAAUACACGCCUUCUGAGAAAGACACGGACAAGAAGAAUGGCAUCACGUUCAUUGAUUCGGCCGCACAAACCCUGACUAUGGUGGAGGGAGCCAACUGUGGAUCUCUUUUGGAAGACAGCUGUGUUGUACAGCCGUGUCCAGCUGGCGCGAACGGCCCGACUUCUGGACCGGCGGCGAUGCUGAUCUGGAAUUCUUUGGUACAGCUUCAUCUCAUCUUCAGGGACUACCACAGACUUAUCGGAGAAGCCGAAGUUGAAGGUGCCCUGUCGCUCCAAGAUCUGGAGAAUAAGUUUGCGCCCAUCCCGCCCGAGGGGGACAACACCUGGAAACUGCUGCUUAUUGAUCUUCUCACUGUUGGAACACUCGGCACGGCAGGACCGAUCUUCAACACGGUCAUCAAGAGACUCCCUUAUUUCCUCGAGAAACCAAGCCAUCUCGAUAAUUAUAAGGAUACUACCAUGAACAUGAUUGGACAGGGUACAACCGUCGCUAAAGACUUGAUCGACAGCCCCCGCUCCCCGUGGACGCCGGAGUCACAGGCUGAGUUCUCAAAUUAUAUGGCACAGGUCGUCACUGGCUGGAAGAACAUGACCUCUUGGUCACUUGGGGAAGAUUUCUCCGGGAAGGAUGAUUCAAUCGAGCGCCUUGGAAAACUCAUCUCCAACGGAAAGCUCGGCAAAGGGAAAUCCGUGUUGUCUUCCGACGAACCGGAUGACAAGCAGGAUUACAACAGCCUGGUGGCCAGCAUCAAGAAGUGCUUCUUCGGGUUUACCAUCCCCGCUCUCUGGCAGGCUUCGAAAUCCUACCCAUUUGUCAUGGGCGCCGGUCAUGAUUGUGGAAGCAAAGAAAUCACCGAUUACCUCACAGAGGACAACAUGGACGCCACAGGUUCCUGUGUCGACGGCAAGCAGUACUACCUCGUAUAUCCAAAGGGUGACUCCGAUGAUUGCAAAGUGAUCUGUUAUGACAAGGGGCCCUGCCAGACCCAGUGCACCAACGCCAAAUUCUCGCCGCUUCCAGGCCUCAGCUACCUCAACGGCACAAGCUACGGUGGCAUCAGCAAGGACGAUCUGAUCAAGGGAUCCGUCCGCACAUGGAUCAAAAACGGAAAAGAAAACGGCGGCAAAACCCCGGAUCCCACCGAUGAGGAGACAAUCGAUAACAUGAUGAACGCGGAUGUCACAACGCCUGGAUACGUGCGAAUCCCCGUCUGCAGUCCCGAGCGCGCCUACAAAUCCUGGGACACGACCAAGGCAGGCUCCAGCGCAAAUUACCCCUGCGACAUCCCGCCGGGCAAAAACACUUGCGGAGACUCGACUUUUGAGAAUGACACCACCGAUGGAUCGCCUCUCGCUGACGACUGUCUUGUCAUUAUCAAGAACUGGGAAGGCGACGGUGGGACAAGCUGGAAGCCCCUCGUUCCUGGCAAGCCGCACCGCGAGCUUGGCAGUUAUGGGACUUGCGCCAUUGGUGUGGAGGCGACCAAGGUCGAUGGCAAUGCGGAUUUUACUGUCGGUGGGCAAGAUGCCAUUGAUCUUAUCAAUGAGUCAAUCAAGCGGUUUAAAUGGGAAGGCAAGGUUGGAGCGAGUGGAACCAUGAAGUGCGAUGGUACCAUCAAGCAGCAGUCAGUUCUUUGGGGCAUCUAUCACACUUGA
Penicillium bovifimosum is the source of this 4212-nucleotide messenger RNA. RefSeq lists its product as uncharacterized. NCBI's taxonomy places the organism in Eukaryota, Fungi, Ascomycota, Eurotiomycetes, Eurotiales, Aspergillaceae. Gene Ontology annotation, molecular function: hydrolase activity, hydrolyzing O-glycosyl compounds; chitin binding. Bases 1 to 4212 code for a protein of 1403 amino acids. The record is from RefSeq and is a predicted model, not a curated record. The transcript has 4 exons. Gene Ontology annotation, biological process: carbohydrate metabolic process.